UGCUCUCUCGAUUCACGGGCAACACACCGAUGCCCUCUCGUUGCCACAAUCACCAUUUGUUGACAUCAAACUGUCACUCUUUAAAUCCCAGAAUUCACUCCCAAUCCACCCAAUCCUCCUUCACCAGCUCUACACACUAAUUCUCAUUUUUUAGCGUCUCUUCACAUCCGUUAGUGCCACAUCAAAAGAUCAGACUCAGAGCUAUUAACCCAGUGCUUCUAGUGGAAUCAAGUAUUCAAUCCCAAAGUGUCAUGAUCUAAAAUUCAUGUCGGUGCAUGGUAAACAAUAAACAUGAAUAAAUAUUAUGGGGAUUGGAUAUUCUCCGAUGUGCAGUGAGAAAUUUGGCUUCAAUGUUUAUGAAAUAUGAUAUUAGAAGGCUCAAGGAGAUCAGAUAAAAAUAUGGCAGCGCCCAUGACCACAGCAUAAGUGAUGUUUAAAGACAUUUUUAAAUAUUAUAAAAGCAAAAAACCUCCACCGAAUUACGAGCAUGUGAUAGACGUAUCAAAUGGAGUUUCCGAACAGGUUAGAAAAGUACCUGUGCAGGGUAUGAUAGAGCCUGACUCCGAUGAGAGUAAACUUGGAUUGAAGCCAGUGGACUCCUGGGAGAUUUUUGAGCUUCCCAAAAUUCCAGGCCUAAUAUUCAUCAGGAAUCCUUUCACUCCGGCUGGACAACGCUACUGGAUCACCAGAUGCUUCAAGGAUUACUCGAGAAGGCCCAAUAAACUUAAUAUUGAUAUCCAUGGACUUUUGGAAGAAGAAGAGACAUGGUGGGACGUUUGUACAAGAGAUGAUUCGAGAGCUGAUCAUCUCAUCCCUAAACUACGAUGGGCAACACUCGGUUAUCACCAUAAUUGGGAGACCAAGCACUAUUCCGAAAAUGAUAAAACGAAAAUGCCAAUGGACUUGAAUGAAAUGGCGAGAGUUAUAACGAAAAUCCUUGGAUUCGAUGGAUACAGGGCAGAAGCUGCUAUUAUAAAUUUUUAUAGGAUGAAUUCUACAUUGGCUGGUCAUGUGGACCACUCUGAAGACAAUCUUGAUGCACCUCUUGUCUCUGUGAGUUUUGGACAGAGUGCUAUUUUUUUGAUUGGGGGUCUUAAGUGCGAGGAUCCUGCCCAUGCUAUUUUUGUACACAGUGGAGAUGUCAUAGUGAUGUCUGGAGAGUCCAGGCUGAGAUAUCAUGGAGUUCCGAGAAUUCUCAGGGCCCCGGAAAUCCCUUGGGAUGAUGAGCAAGUAAAGGGCGACCCAAUUUUUGUGGCGCAACACGAUUGGAGUAAGGCGAGGCAUUUUAUUUCUGAAGCCAGAAUUAAUAUGAAUGUCAGACGGGUUUUAAAAUUGGGACAAGAAAUAUUGAGUGAUAAUGAAGUGGGUGCAAAUAUUAUUUUAUAGAUAUGGAUAUUUUUUAUUCUAUUUGUAAAUUAUAUCGUGGAAGGAAUAUUUUUAAG
Molecule: messenger RNA, 1442 nt
Organism: Fopius arisanus
Lineage: Eukaryota; Metazoa; Arthropoda; Insecta; Hymenoptera; Braconidae
Gene: AlkB
Product: alpha-ketoglutarate-dependent dioxygenase AlkB
Exons: 5
Coding region: 430-1386 (318 amino acids)
Biological process (GO): oxidative RNA demethylation
Cellular component (GO): cytoplasm; nucleus
Molecular function (GO): oxidative RNA demethylase activity; broad specificity oxidative DNA demethylase activity; ferrous iron binding
Source: RefSeq, a predicted model, not a curated record